Molecule: messenger RNA, 1023 nt
Organism: Aureobasidium musti
Lineage: Eukaryota; Fungi; Ascomycota; Dothideomycetes; Dothideales; Saccotheciaceae
Source: the annotation of a GenBank genome assembly
AUGCAGUCAGGAAUAUCAGCGUCGAAAGAGUUGCAGGAUGCAUUCAACAACCUCGUGUCCUCGUCGUCACAGCGAGGCCUCCUCGCAACCAUAAAGAACGAAUCCCUCGUACCCGUCGAAACCCUGCAAGCCAAUGGAGACUUCCGCAGCGAUCUGUCUGGUCUGUCGCAACACCUCACCAAAGACGAAGCAAGAUACAUUCUGCUCAAGCAAGAUGGCUCGGCAGCCGACGGUUACGUCGCCGUGACAUACGUCCCCGAUGCCGCCAACGUACGCCAGAAGAUGUUGUUUGCCUCGACGCGUCUGACGCUGGUGCGUGAAUUGGGAGUCGAGCGUUUCCGCGAGACUGUCUUCUGCACCACUGCUGAAGAACUUACACCCGAGGGUUGGGACCGUCAUGAGAAGCACAACCGUCUGGAUGCUCCUUUGACCGAGGAAGAGGCUGGCUUGAAGCACAUCAAAGAAACCGAGGCACUGGAGAGUGGAGGUACUGGCGGCAAGAGCUUGCCCAGUGCAGGCAUUGCCCUCAACCUGGGCGACGAGGUCAGCAACGCUCUUGAGAGUCUCAAGGAUUCUCGUGAGGGAUCUCUGGUUAUGAUUGUGAGUCUCCGUCACGGCGCGCUUUGUUUCGAGAAGGAACUAACAGCUUUGGCANNGAAAAUCGACGUGCCUACCGAGACGCUACACCUCGAUGCCUCGAAACAGGACAUCCAGCCCGCCGACCUCAGUUCCGAAAUCAGCUCGUCCGAACCCCGCUACUCAUUCUACAACUACCCUGGUCAACAAGGCGUCGUUUUCAUGUACAGUUGCCCUAGCAAGAGUAAGAUCAAGGAACGCAUGGUCUACGCCUCAUCACGCUCGCAGCUGGUUACUCUGGCAUCCAAUGUUGGUCUGAACAUCACAAAGAGACUUGAAGCCAGUUCACCAGACGAGUGGUCAGCGAGUACUCUGGCUUCCGAGUUCCAGGAGCANAAGGUGGAGAGCAAGGGCUUUGCAAGACCUAAGCGUCCAGGAAGAAGGUAG